CAAUGCUGAGAGCCCGGUUCAGUGAGUUGUUGGCCCAAGAACGUGACGGUUGAUUUGUAUAGGCGGAAGACGAGUGGAUCUGUGAUCGCUGAUCGCUAACUCUAGAUGACAUGAUGCCGGCUCUUUGGCAGUGGCUUCUUUUGGGCCUCCUCCUGCUGAUACCACAUCAUUCGGGUGCGGCCUCCAAGAGAGUGAAACUAUGCCUCCAGCCGAUGAUCAGUGGCCGGUGCUUUGGGUAUGUGGAGAGCUUUGCCUACAACCCCAUAAAGCGCCAUUGCGAACCCUUCAUCUACGGCGGAUGUGGCGGUAAUGACAACCGAUUCAGUACCAAAGCCGAGUGCGAGUUCAACUGCCGUGAUAUUUAGAAAUGUCAACCGAAAUGUCAAUUUCUUUACACAAAUCAACAAAAGUUACGAACAAAUAUGUUAAAGUGAAAUAAAUGUAUAUCUACGAACUGAUGGUUAUAUUAUAUAAUAUACAUUCAAUGUUGUAUUAUUUAGAUAACGUCUUAGAUAAGUAGUUCGUUGGUUUGAAUUAAUCUUAUGUAUUCUAACACUUAAAAUCAAGUUAUGCUGCAAAAGUUAAAUUUACAAGUUUGAAUUUCAAGCUAAAGUUAAUUAAAAACUAAAAAAUAUAUUCUAAAAUUUGAAAUUUUGUUUAAAUGUAGAAGAAGUAAUGUAGAUAUUCAUAAAUAUAAACAGAGGGAACAAAUGCUUGCUGCUUCGCAAAGGGUAAACAAGGUAGUUCUAAUCCUUAAGGUAUAUAACACUCCAGUUCUACACUCAAAUUUGCAAGCUUGGUUCAUUUUAAACUCAGUCUGAAUAUUUUGCAAGCAUAUUUAAAAUGAGCAACAGAGUUUCCCUAUGUAUCUAUAUUGUGUGUUCAAUGCGAAGUUUCGUUGGCCUUUGCUUGGUUGCGGCGCUUCACGUGUCGCGGAUUGUUGCAAAUCUUGUCGCAAUCUUCCAGACUUCCAAAGAGUCUUCUGUUGCUGCAGCCCUUGUACUGACAACGUUGCAACUCAGGAUCGUAAUAGAUUCCCACGGUAGUGGGUCCACAGACUCCAUUAGUGCUCGGCACCAUCUGGCACAGGUCUCCUGGAAAGCGAAAGGGGAAAUAGGUAUAAGUAUUUACUAACAAAUCUAUCUAUCGACCCUUAAGUACCGCUUUAAGUAUGCUUGUAGUUAUAGUUUUGUCAGAAAAUACAUUUGAUUGCUCAUUUUUAUUAUUGUGCAUUGUGUGUCAUUUUGAGUUUAAGUGUUUUCAUAUUUAUAUUCUUUGGAAUUAUAUAAAAAUUAUCAGCUCUGUCAAAAAAAAUAUAUAUAUAUUUAAUAAUUUUUAUUAAUGUACAUUAUGAGUCAUUUGUUUCUAAGUCCUGUUAUUGAAUACAUUUUAAUUUUAAGCUUUUUAAGAGUUUGAAUUCUUUGCUAGUAUAUAAAAUUCCCGAGAAUAUCAGAUAACUUAAUUUUCCAAUAAUGUGAACAGCAGAAAAAUAAAUGUUUAUUAUAUAAAGAUACCAAAUAUUUCCAUAAUUAAGUGAGUACUUUGUAAAAUAUUACAUAUCCAAAUGAUGUUAUGUGUAAGAAUAUCAGAAAAGUUGUAAGGUCUAAGGAUUAAGCAUGUUUACUUUCUUAAGUAAUCGAUACCCUUACUGGGGUCAAUGCCCUACGGAUUUUGGCAUUGAAAGGUUGAACAACAAGAUUUGAUAAGAAAUUUUCAAAAUGAAUUAUUCUCAAAGAUAUAUAAAAUCUACUAAUCUUUUUUUUAAUACUUACGCACGCGAGCCUCUGCGGUAAAUUGUUGAUCCAGGAUUAUGGUUAAAACCACACAGAGCCAAACGGUUAUUCUCAACUGACUGUGGGAGGCCAUUUUUAUAGUAUUUAAGAUGAUGGUUCCGCUGGAGUAUCCUCGAUAUCUCCCCAAGUUGGUCAGCUCCGUAUUGCAGCUCUACUUUGCUCCCUGGCACCGAUGAUGUCAAUCUGGUUCAGGACAAAAACAAAUGCGCAGCAGCCGCUCGUCGCCAUAUAUAAGAGGCAGUACGGAAUGUGUCCGAUUCCACAGUGAUUGAAAGCCUCUAGUAUAUAGAUGAUCGGCCGAUCCGUCUGCUUCUCUACUUUUUUACUUGCUUCUUUAUUCUGCUAUAUUUUAUGGGUUUUUAAUCUAGGGUGCAAGAGCCCAGCCGAAAAAAGCGAUCGAUUCUUUGUUGCAGCUGUUGCCAAUUCGCGAUGUAGAUAGGGAAUACUUCAGUAUUCAGGGCUCUAAUGCUCCUUUCCUUGGACUUUGUCAGCGCAAUUUUCAAAAUAAUGUUUAAUGGCAGAAAGAAACGGAUUUGGUUCACCACACACUUGGUCACUGACUAAACGGCGAGUCGCGAACUCGACUUGAAACCUCGAACAAAAGGCAUCCAGGGCACAUAUUUGUAAUCGGACUGCCUCUGCCAACAGCUCUGCCGCUGAUUUGGAUUGUGAUGAGAGAAAAAAAAUGUACACUGGCAAAAAUGAUGUCUAAAUAUGUUUAAGAUAGGUAAUCUUUUCUUAUUUAGGAAAAGGGUUUAAUAAAUAAUACUUGUUGUAUAAAUAAUAUUUAAUUUGUAAUAAAUAUAUAAACCUUUGUUGCUUAAAAAAAA
Messenger RNA from Drosophila subpulchrella, 2623 nucleotides. Its product is annotated as chymotrypsin inhibitor SCI-III. Lineage: Eukaryota; Metazoa; Arthropoda; Insecta; Diptera; Drosophilidae. The record is from RefSeq and is a predicted model, not a curated record. The coding region runs from base 111 to 365 and encodes 84 amino acids. Gene Ontology annotation, molecular function: serine-type endopeptidase inhibitor activity. The transcript is spliced from 2 exons.